This is a messenger RNA of Peromyscus californicus insignis, 4935 nucleotides long. RefSeq names its product ZFP90 zinc finger protein (gene Zfp90). Gene Ontology annotation, molecular function: RNA polymerase II cis-regulatory region sequence-specific DNA binding; DNA-binding transcription factor activity, RNA polymerase II-specific. The record is from RefSeq and is a predicted model, not a curated record. Gene Ontology annotation, biological process: regulation of transcription by RNA polymerase II. Bases 233 to 511 code for a protein of 92 amino acids. NCBI's taxonomy places the organism in Eukaryota, Metazoa, Chordata, Mammalia, Rodentia, Cricetidae. The transcript is spliced from 5 exons.
UGUGCGCAGGCGCACUUGAGGUUCUGCGCCCGCCGCUGUGGCCAUUGUCCAGCCCUGUUGUGGCGGAGGCCGGUUUGCGAAGCUGGCCCCUAACGCAGGACAGCACGGCGGAGAACAGAGACUGCAGCGGGCGCUAGAGGGGCGGACCCGAGGUCGCGGAUCCCGAAGCCCCGGAGGCGGUGAUUCCGGGUGCCGUGGCCCGGGACCGUAGCCAGCACACCCUGAGGCAGGAAUGGCCCCGAGGCCUCCGACGGCCACGCCCCAGGAGUCAGUGACAUUCAAAGAUGUGGCUGUGGACUUCACCCAAGAAGAAUGGUACCACGUAGACCCUGCGCAGAGGAUCUUAUACAGGGAUGUGAUGCUGGAGAACUACAGCCACCUGGUUUCUCUUGGGUGUCAAGUGACCAAGCCAGAGGUGAUCUUCAAAUUGGAGCAAGGAGAGGAGCCAUGGAUAUCAGAGAGAGAAAUCCAAAGACCUUUCUGUCCAGGGAUAAAUAUUCAUGGGAGCUGAAAUGUGAUGUGUCUCCCAAUAAGUCUAUUACCCGUGAAUCAAAAUGAAUAAGACAUUCCUUUGCUGAUAGGCACAUCCAAGCUGGUAGCCAUUCAAAGAAAUCUUGUGUAUGGCUCCAUGCUUAGCGGUUAAUGUCAAGACCAUGCUGGUGCUGUCUGAUAGAGUUUGACAGUGGGUAAUUCUGUUCAGAUUCUCUCCUAUUCAACAGUUAGGACUCCUGUCAGGAACUUUCUACUGAUUUGGGGGGAUCUUUAUGUGCGACUGUUUAAAGAAAUAACAUGGAUUAUAAAUAAUUGAGUGUUGCCCAAUGUUACUGAAGUUUAUAAAAAGCAGUUCCAAAAGACCAGAAAGACAGUGCUGGUUGGUAUGUGGAGGGAAUCUGGCCUUUAUCCAACCAUGACUGAGUUUCAGCACCUCUCCAUUGACAGGAAGGAAAUCCAGGAUACAUUUGUGGUUAAUUGAACAGAGGGCUCUCCUAGCACCAGCAGUCACACACCGUGCACUUAUGAAUACCCGGCCUUUCGGGGCUACAGGACAUGCAUACCUGUUAAUAUCAUUGUGUUCUUUCAAUAAGUAGCCUUCUGGGAGUCCAUUUGUCAUCCGUUUUCAGAGCUUAACUGAAAUUAAAGGAUAGCACAUCAAGAAAGAGGGGCUAACUGCUCUGUUCUUCGUUCACAGCCAGGUAAGAUAUUAAAUCACUACCAUGUAUUAGUGUUACUGCAUGAAAGACCUAAGUCUUGUUCUGCUGUUUUGUUUAAUCCUCACAGCUGGAUAGAGGUGCUGGGGAAGCUCUUUGCCCACUGUCUUCAUUACUGUUCUAUUGCUAUGAAGAUCUACAUAGAUCACUGCCUGGAGUACUGUCCAUGGCAGGUUCAUCAUUUAACCCCAGGACUGUCUAGCUCUAAAAGCAUAGCUUUUAGCAUCUAAAAGUAUAGUUUUGUUUUGUUUUUCCAUGACAGGGUUUCUCUGUGUAGCCUUGGCUGACCUGGAACUCGCUCUGUAGAUCAAGCUGUCCUCAAACUCACAGAGAUUCUCCUGCCUCUGCCUCCCAAGUGCUGGGAUUAAAGGUAUGUGCUACCACCACCUGGCCUAAAGGUAUAGUCUUAGGGACAUCUCCAGAGCCAUGUUGUAUUUGAGGAGCUGCAUCUAACUCUGUCCUUAUGGGGCAGAGGAACACAGUGACAAGUAGAGAUGAAGUGGUGACAGGUCUGUGGAUGUGUUGAGUGCUCACAUGCCACAACUUGUGGAGUCCGCUCUCUACGAACCCCUAUGUGUGGGUCCCGGGGAUGCAAUUUAAGAUUGUCAGGGUUGGUAGCAGCGCCGUUACCCAUUGAGCCAUCUCUCUGGCACUCUGCCUCUUUUUUUUUUUUUUAAAGACAGAGUCCUUCUUAGGUUCCUAUUACUGCAGUGAACACCACGACCAAGCAGCAAGCUGGGGAGGAAAGGGUUCAUUAGGCUUACACUUCAGCAUUGCUACUCAUCACUGAAGGAAGUCAGGACAGGAACUCAAAACAGGCCAGGAUCCUGGAGGCCAUGGCGGGGUGCUGCUUACUGGCCUGCUUUCCAUGGCUUGCUCAGCUCACCUUACAGAGCCCAGGACCAACGGCUCAGGGAUGGCACCACCCACCAUGGGCUGGGCCCUCCCCCAUUGAUCACUAGUUGAGAAAAUGCCUUACAGCUGGACCUCAUGGAGGCAUUUCCUCAACUGAGGCUCCUUCCUCUGAUGACUAGCUUGUGUCAAGUUGACACACAACCAGCCAGUACAGGGUCUCAUUGAACUCACUAAUUCAGCUCAGCCGACUGCGUCAGCCCCAGGAUCCUCCUGUACCAGCCUCCCCGGCAGUGGACAUACAGUGUGUGCCGCCAUGCUCAGCUCUCCAGCUCUGUUUGGAGCAUCCGUAUCAGGCCUCAUGCUUGCAUGGCAAGUACUUUUCCAAUUGAUCAGUCUUCCCUGCCCCACCCCCUACCUUUUUUUGGAGACAGGGUCCUAUGUAACUCAGGCUAGUCUCAAACUUACAAUGUAGUUUAGGAUGGCCUUGAACUACUUAUUUUCCUGCCUCCACCCUGUCACUGCUGAGGUUACGGCCCACCAUGCCUGGUGAGAUUUAUAGUUUAAUAAAGUUCCCAAAAGGGCUGGAAAGAUGGCUCCAUGGUUAAGAACACUUGCUGCUCUUCCAGAAGACCUAAGUUUGGUUCUAAGCACUCAUGUAGGAGAGCUUACAACCACAAAAAUCCGACACUUUCUUCUGGCUUCCAUGAGCACACACGUGCACACACACAACCUUUUAAAAAGUUCCUAGGUGAUAGUAAUAUUGCUGGUCCAAGAGUCACAAGCCUAGGUCAUCAAAAAUCCUCUUAGUUGGCCUGGAGAGAUGGCUUAGCAGUUAAAAGUGUGGCUGCUCUCGCAGAGGACCCAGGUUUUAUUCCUGGCACACAUAUGGUGUAACUCCAGUUCCAGGGGAAGGAAUCUGACUCCUUCAGCCUUGUGGACACCAUGCAUGCAAGUGGCGCACAGACACACAUGCAAGCAAAACACUCAUACACUUAAAACUCAAAUAAAUAAACUGCAACCCUUUGAGUCUGGGAGUUGUGAUACACCUGUAAUCCCAGCACUUGGGGGUAGAAAUGGGAGGAUGAGGAGCCCAAGGUCAACCUUGGCUACACACUGAGCUCAAAGCCUGCCUAGGCUACAUGAAACCCUGUCAACAUUACUCUGUUAGCUGAAACUAAUGAAAAACACCACUGAGUUCAUACCUGGAGUCCCACUACUCCGGAGACUGAGGUGGGAGAAUAUGAGCUAGAGGCCAUCCCAGGUGACAAAUGACUUCCACGUUAGCCUAGGCUAGAGUGAGAAAUUUAACAAAAUAAAUAAUAGUAAUUAUUAAUUGAAAAGUAACUACUGUCAGGCCAGGCAUGGUGGCACACGCUUUAAUCCCAGCACUCGGGAGGUAGAGGCAGUUGGAUCUCUGAGUUCAAGGCCAGCCUGGAUUACAAAGUGAGUUCCAGGUCACUCGGGACUACACAGAGAAACCUUGUCUUGAAAUACUAUACCAAAAAAAAAAAAAAAAACUGUCUCAGGGCACUACUGUUUUUCUAAUCUAUCACCUCCUUUAGUUUAUUCAAACUCUUACUCAGUUUUUCCAGUUAUAUCCUUUCUUCAAACACAUCCAGACAAUGUUUCAUGGAGGAUGUAGUUCAAAUAAUAAGGAUAAUUAUUGAGAGAAUGAAAACCUUAAGUUCAUUUCUCUAUGCUUCUUUCUUUUGUAUCUCAUUUGGCUAUUGCUAUAAUGUGACUAUUUAUUGCCUCAUAAAGGCCUCUGCAUUGAAGGCCUGGGGCAGUAUUGGAAGGUGCUGGAACUUUUAGGUAGCAGGGCUUAAUGAAGGAAAUGGAGCAUUAGGAGUAUACCUUUGGAGGGACCCAAGCCCUUCCUAGCUCUUCCUAGUGACCAUCAGUCCUCUGUGACAUGCACCUGUCAUGAUGCACGGUGAUGCCACAGGCCCAAAGCAACAGAACAGGAAGCAUAGACUAAAACCUCUGAAACCGAGAGCAGAAAUAAGCUUUUCUCCCUUGAAGUUGGUUAUCUCAGGCAUUAGUAAUCAAAAGCUGAUUUACCUAUAGAAGCUGAAAAAAUAGUGUAUGUUGGGGGAGGAAGUGUGUGAUGGAGCUCCGCCACAGUGGAUACAGUGAAUACAGUCUCAGCCACAGCACAGCAGGGUCAUCCUUGAAGACCACACCACAUGGCCUCCUGGGUAACCGCUUCUCCCACAGUGGUCUGCAGGGCUCAAGCCUGGGGCUUCCUAACAACCUGUGUAAGAGGGAACAGCCUGGCCAGUGUGGUGUCUGGGAUCAAGUGCCAUGCAUGGCCACUCCUGGGAGUCUGCUGCACAGCCAGGCCAGAGGUUUGGAGCAAGAAGAGCUGGCAGCAGGUGACUGUUGCUAGGCAUCCCCUCAAAGUCAUACCAAGUUGCCAGACUCCUCUUCACAUAUAGGGAUUUCAGUACACUUCCCCAAAGCUACUCCUCUCUAAAUAUCUCAGGAGAACGCAGCACCCUUGCUUUCCUUGAAAGUGGUUUAUUCAGCCAAGCCUUAAAUCAGGACUUACCAGUAUGCUACAGCUGCUGAGUCUCACGGGAAAAUGUUUGUGUUUACUUAAGGUGUCUCCCUCCUUUCCUGGAAGGGGUCACCUGUUCACAUUUACAUCUCUUUGGGGCUGAUCUUGAACCAUGCCAUACUCCUUAAAGAUCUUACUUUCAGGGAUUCAUUUUGUGAAUAGAUGAGGUUCUCUCAUUGUGUGUCUUACAUGUUAAUAGCAUCACUGCUUUCUUUCUUUCUCUGCUGCAUGCCUGACCUCAUACAGGGUUCAGCACCUCCUAGGUGUACACUUAGCAUUGACGAACAGAACAAAUGGACAAGUUCAAGGCUG